This is a messenger RNA of Tyto alba (common barn owl), 2453 nucleotides long. Its product is annotated as histamine N-methyltransferase. The coding region runs from base 316 to 1194 and encodes 292 amino acids. NCBI's taxonomy places the organism in Eukaryota, Metazoa, Chordata, Aves, Strigiformes, Tytonidae. The transcript has 7 exons. The record is from RefSeq and is a predicted model, not a curated record. Gene Ontology annotation, molecular function: N-methyltransferase activity.
GCCCAUGCGAUGCAAAGCCAAAACAUGUCACGACUUGGAUGUUAUCUUUCGCAUGAGCAGCAACUGAAAUUGGGAAAGCCAAGCAACUUAUGUUAUUGUUGAAAAGGGCAAAGGAGGAGGAGCUGGGAAACUGCAGUUGCUCAGCAUGAUGGCUGCCCCUAGAAAUCAUCCAUCAGGAAGGAGUGAGUACCCGAAAGAGAGUAAGGGGCUGUCCAGGCAACGUGGAGAUCAGCAGUUCACUGCCAGAAAGGAAGGUCUGAAAGCAGAGCUACAGGGAGCACACCUUCCCUCUCCUGCGCCCUUCCGACCCCCACCAUGGCAUCGCCCAUGAGGAGCUUGCUCAGCGACCCCGCCAGAUACCUCCAGUCUUUCCGCCUCUUCCUCGCGAAUUCGACCGAGCACCAGAGCAUGCGGGAGUUCGUGGAGAAGCAGCUGCCGGCCGUGAUAGCAAGUAUUGGAAACGGGAAGUCUACAAUCAAUAUUCUCAGUGUGGGUGGUGGAGCAGGUGAGAUUGACCUGCUGAUCCUCUCAAAAGUGCAAGCCAGAUAUCCAGGGGUCACCAUUAAUAAUGAUGUGAUAGAGCCAAGUGCUGACCAAAUCUUCAAGUACAAAGAGCGUGUGGCUGAGACAUCAAACCUUGAGAACAUAAAGUUUACCUGGCAUGAGGAGACAGCUUAUGAAUAUGAAAGUCGAAUGAAUGCAGAAAAGAAGUCUAAAAAAUGGGACUUCAUUCACAUGAUCCAGAUGCUGUAUUAUGUGAAAGACAUCCCAGCAACUCUCCGGUAUUUCCACAGCCUCCUGGAAGCACAGGCAAAGCUCCUCAUUAUCCUGGUGUCAGGAACCAGUGGCUGGGAAACGCUGUGGAGGAAGUAUGGGUCUGCCUUACCUUUAAAUGAUCUUUGCUCUUACAUUUCCUCUGCUGACAUCAAAAAGAUGCUGGAUUCAGCUGGGCUGAAGUACCAGCUCCAUGAGCUCCCAUCCUACAUGGACAUAACGAGCUGCUUUACUGAAGGGAACGAGGAUGGGGAGCUGUUGCUGGAUUUCCUGACAGAAACUUGUGAUUUUUCUAAAACUGCUCCUCCUGAACUAAAGUGUCAGGUUAUGGAAGAGUUAAGAAAGCCUGAAUGCAGUGAAAAAAAAGAUGGGAAGGUGCUUUUUAAUAACAACCUGAGUGUAAUAGUGAUUGAGCCAUGAGUUAAUUUCUUUUUGCUUCUUGAUCCAAAGCAAAUAGUCAGAUACAAACUGUUAACAGCUGAAAUAUGUUUUGCAUAAUUUAUAAAUGGCUUAGUUUACUUCAGUACUGAUAUAUAGUUUUUGGAACCUGUUAAGAAAUCAAUGUUAGUAUCUGUUGUCAUAAGUGAGCUUUAAUACCCAAUUAAUUCUGCACUAAUCUAUGCGUAUGUAACUCAGCAGUUAAUUGUGCUUUAUCGUAUGGAUGCAGUAUAAUCAGAUGUAAGUCAGACCAUCCACUCAGGCACUGCAGAAACCUGACCAUUUCCUAAGAAAUAAUCAAGAACUAUACGUGGUUUCAUCAUCUUCAUUUAAAAACUCUCUACAGAACAACCAACUCAAUGGCUUCUCAAUGGGAUUUCUUGACCUUGCUGUGACUUCAAGAUCUCAUACCUCCAGUUACAGUGAAAGACUCCUCACACCUUCUGCACGUGUUGGUUGCCUGCUCCUGCCUCUGCAGCCAACUCCAUUUAGUGGCACUGCUUCCCUCUCCCUGAAUUUUCACUUUAUUUUUAAUAUGUUUCAUCUACAGAGCUAUUUGUGGACCAGGUCCAUACUGGCAUUGCAAGAGCAAAGUGACUGAAUAUGGUCAAGGCACAACAAUGGCAAUAGUUGUCCUGGAGAGAUGGAUUUCACUAAUGAGCCCUGAUGCAAAGCUUUUGUUAGGAAUUAGCCACUGCUCUCACACAGGGCUUUCUGGUAUUGUUAGCUAAACACACAAACCUCCUGGUCACAGCCUUUCGCUAACCUGGAAGCAAGAGCCAAGCAGGGAAGAUGUGAAAAUAAACUCUGAUGCCAAACUGACAGGUUUUGGUGGGAUUUGUUUCAUUUUCGAUGUGGUCAUGUCAGGUAAAUCUGUUCAAUAUAUAGUAUAGGAUGUACACCAGGAAGGUGCUUCAUCUGCUUGGCCCCUUCUCCAUGUGGGGCUGUCUCUACUCUGGUAGUUGACGCAUUUGUCUUGCUAAAAGUUUUUACAGUUUUAAGAAGUGUUAUGCUCUCUGCAAGGCACAAUGCUCAGCAGAAUACAAUAUAAUCACUUGAAUGAAUGUAAUAGUCUGAAUACUCAGUUUAUUCAGUGAGACAGGUAUGAUUUCUGUCAUUGAAAUAACUUGAUUCAGUGUUGAAAUGGUUUACUUUAGGUAAUGCUUCAGCUGUAAGAAAUUAUGUUUUAUUUUUGCAUAUACAUUUCUGAUACAAUAAAGAUUAUUAAAGAUUUGAAGUGA